Messenger RNA from Penicillium macrosclerotiorum, 330 nucleotides. RefSeq lists its product as uncharacterized. The coding region runs from base 1 to 330 and encodes 109 amino acids. NCBI's taxonomy places the organism in Eukaryota, Fungi, Ascomycota, Eurotiomycetes, Eurotiales, Aspergillaceae. The record is from RefSeq and is a predicted model, not a curated record. The transcript has a single exon.
AUGCCGGGCCUCUGGUUUGGAAACAUCAUUGCGGAGGCCACACUGUCAUCAACGACGAUCAAUAAAACGUCCGGCAUCCUGAUGGUCGCCAAUUCGUCCCGCAUCACUCCCGAGUUCGCCUAUUUUGCCGGAGCUGAGUACAGCCGCUAUGUAUUGCCGGCCAUUGUAGACAUUGCCGUCACCGAGUCAACGCUCGCUGGGGACCUGGUCACGUACAAUGGCAGUUCCAUCUCCUGGACGUUAGGGAAUCACUCCACCUGGACGGGCACGGCGUACUCGAAGAGUCACAACGGGACUGUUGGCAUCCCCCUGGAUGCCUCGUCGACGUAG